Messenger RNA from Naegleria fowleri, 303 nucleotides. RefSeq lists its product as uncharacterized. NCBI's taxonomy places the organism in Eukaryota, Heterolobosea, Eutetramitea, Acrasida, Naegleriidae. The transcript has a single exon. Bases 1 to 303 code for a protein of 100 amino acids. The record is from RefSeq and is a predicted model, not a curated record.
AUGCAAAGCAACACAACCACCACCACUCACUUUGUUCCAUCAUCAUCAACAACAACAACAUCAUCAUCAAGCCUUUUUGAUAUACUUAAUUUUACAAAGCCAAUAUUUACAAAACUUUCCACCGUAGUAGUAUUUCCCUUUUUAUCGGGAGUUUUCUCUGCUUUGGGCGAGUAUUCAAUGAGAUUUAUGUAUUCAAAAUUUCAACAAGUAUCAAAGAAAAAUAACACUACUGAAUAUGAUCCUUUAGAGACAUUUGUUACUAACGGAAGACCAUUAAAUACAUUAAAAAGAAAAAAGAUUUAA